Messenger RNA from Notothenia coriiceps (black rockcod), 381 nucleotides. Its product is annotated as fibrinogen beta chain-like. The record is from RefSeq and is a predicted model, not a curated record. The transcript has 4 exons. Lineage: Eukaryota; Metazoa; Chordata; Actinopteri; Perciformes; Nototheniidae. The annotation marks the transcript as partial.
AGCACACUGAAGACUGACGAGCGUUUGAGAAUAAAACUUUAUCGACAGCCGAAGAUGAGGACGCUGCUGCUGCUGUGUGUGUGUGUGAGUGUGUGUGUGUCCGCUGCCAGGGCUCAGGAUCCCGAUUAUGACAGCUAUGACACGGACACCAAGACCAAGAACGUGACAACUUCACCAGAGACCACUGUAGAUGUUCGAGGUCAUCGCCCAACAACGAGAGGCCGCGACACGUACACCCCCAACAGCUAUGCCCCGCCCCCAAUCAGCGGAGGAGCAAGGUAUCGCGGCCGCCCCUCUACGACUCCGACAGGAGCUCAGAAGGUUCAGGAGAAGGAGGUUCAGCCCGAUGAAGGAGGGUGUACUCACGCUGCAGAGGAGAUG